Molecule: messenger RNA, 1492 nt
Organism: Cryptotermes secundus
Lineage: Eukaryota; Metazoa; Arthropoda; Insecta; Blattodea; Kalotermitidae
Gene: Gmppa
Product: mannose-1-phosphate guanyltransferase alpha-A
Exons: 7
Coding region: 154-1470 (438 amino acids)
Biological process (GO): biosynthetic process
Cellular component (GO): cytoplasm
Source: RefSeq, a predicted model, not a curated record
CAAACAUAUGACGCAUAUGACCGCACAUGAAAUUGAUCCUAUAACCUCUACAUCAGCAAAUCAACAAGUACUACUGUUCUCAUGUAAUGCUUGGUUGUGCUUGUGUACGUGUAUGUUUCAUGUGACCUCAUUAAACAACUGCUGCAUAUUAAAAUGCUGAAAGCAGUGAUAUUGAUAGGGGGUCCACUAAAAGGGACUAGAUUUCGCCCACUCUCACUAGACAUACCUAAACCACUCUUUCCAGUGGCUGGGUUGCCUAUGAUUCAACACCACAUAGAAGCAUGUGUUAAUGUUCCAAACUUGAAGGAAAUCCUCAUUUUAGGUUACUACCCUACCUCAGAACUGACUCAGUUUGUAGCUGACAUGGUUCAAGAGUACAAAGUAAAUAUUCGAUAUUUGCAGGAAUUUACUGCUCUGGGAACUGCUGGAGGGCUCUAUCACUUCCGAGAUCAAAUACGAUCUGGAAAUCCUGAGGCAUUUUUUGUCUUAAAUGGAGAUGUUUGUGCAGAUUUUCCAUUGGUUGAAAUGCUACGUUUCCAUCAAGAAAAGAAAGCAUCACUGGUAACAAUUAUGGCAACAGAAGCAACACGGCAGCAGUCAGUGCAUUACGGUUGUAUCGUCCAGGAUCGCGAUACCUCAGAAGUAACGCAUUAUGUUGAGAAACCGUCAACAUUUGUCUCAACACUUAUAAACUGUGGUGUUUACAUCUGCUCCAUUGAGAUAUUCCAGACAUUUGCUGCAGUGUUCAAUACGCGUCAGCAAGAAUAUUACAAUGAUGCAAGUGGUAAUGGGAACAGGAAGGAAGCUGCAGUUAUCUACCUUGAGAUAGAUGUCCUGAUGCCAUUAGCUGGAACAGGUAGAGUGUUUGCACUUCAAACCAGCAACUGGUGGUCCCAGCUGAAGACUGCAGGAUCAGCAAUAUACGCUAACAGACACUACCUGGAGCUGUACCACUCUCGGCACAUGGAUCGACUUGCUCAGGAAGACUUUGUGGGCGAGAAGGAAAAGGAAAAGGAAAAGGAAAAGAGAUGUAACAUAAUAGGAGAUGUUUACAUCCAUCCCACUGCCACUGUGCAUACCACUGCAACAGUAAGGUUACAAUAUCUUGGUCCAAAUGUAAGCAUUGAAGCUGGAGCUGUGAUAGGUCCUGGUGUGCGUAUACGCGAGUCCAUCGUGCUGAGUGGUGCAACAAUUUUAGACCAUAGCCUUGUCUUGCACAGCAUUGUAGGACGUGGAAGCCAUGUUGGACAGUGGACAAGAGUAGAAGGAACUCCCUGUGAUCCCAAUCCCAACAAACCUUUUGCAAAGAUGGAUAACCCUCCACUUUUUAACUCUGAUGGAAGACUGAAUCCUUCAAUCACAAUUCUAGGCUGCAGUGUGAAAGUACCCUCAGAAGUGAUUCUUCUCAAUUCCAUUGUUCUUCCAUACAAGGAGCUUACUCGCAGUUUCAAGAAUGAAAUUAUUCUCUAAGCUCCUUUUGACAGGUCAGGGA